UGACAGCUCGGUUUGAAGCAAUGGUUUUCAGUGCAGCAAGUCACAAUGAUGCGUUGCGUGACGUACGUCAUUGUACUAAAAACGCUGAAGUCGUUCUAAACUUUGAAAAUUUUCAAAGUUGACGUACUGCAACUCAGCGACCAGCAUUGUUGACAGAAUUUCAAAACCACUACUCAGAACCGGAACAAGAAUAAAAUGGCUAGUUUUGAAGAAAAACUAAUCCUAUUAGUUAAGGAAAACCCGUGUUUGUACGCGAAAUCUGCUAAGGACUACCGCAACGUUCAAAAAAAAGAAUCAAUUUGGAAUGCAAUCGCAGUUGAAUUGAAUAAAACAGGUAAAAAAAAUAGUUUUGCUUAUAAAUUGACUAUAAAUAACAUGGAUCUUAUUUCAGUUGAUCAAGUGAAAGCCAGAUGGAGAAGCUUGCGGGAUCGCUUUGGGAGCUUGGCUCGCAAGCAGGCUGACGAGUCUCGAUCAGGAGCAGGAGCCAGUUCCAGCCCGGCGUGGCCUCUAUAUGAAGAACUCUUGUUCCUGGCUACCCAUAUGGAAGCAAGACCGACUUCAUCGAACUAUUCGCAGCCUUGCUCUCAAUCGAGCACUCAGCAAAACUCACAAUCGGAAGCACGACCACCAGCUAUUCUGGAGGAUGAUCUGCCGGACCAUGACGAAACUGCGGCUGAAGAAGAGUACGACACACCAACCCUGUCCAGUACGCCUACAACUUCACGAGCAAAGAAAAGGAAGGCGGAUGUGGUUGAUACGCAGAUGCAGCAUCUCCUGGAAACCGUGCAAGAGCGAGUCGACGGGUGGGGUAUGAAACGUUUGAGGCAUGAACGAUUUGCGCUAUACCUUGCCGAGCAAUUGGAGCAUCUGCCCUUGCAGGUAGCUCGCUCAUUGGAGGUGGAAUUUGUCACGAAGACUAACAGCCUGAUCGACCAGUAUGAAAGUCUUCAGUACGAAUCCAAUGAUGGAGUUGUAUAGUGUACUUGAGUGAUCUUAAACACAUUAAACAAUAAAAAACGAAUGCAAUUGAUACGACUAUGCUGACAUGCACCAUAUCAAACUUCACGCAACACAAGCUCACUGUAAAAAUUGAGAAGAUUCAAAUAGAUCACAUUGACCCUCUAGGUGAUACUCCAGAAACGUGGUUCUUCCGGGAAAGUGAUUGGUAUUUAAAUAUGACAUGCGACAUAACACACAUCAUGAUGAUGAUGCAUCAUGAUUUACACAUCAUGACUUUGCAAAUCAAAUGGAAAUAUUCUGGAAAUCGAGAUCAUCCCGAAACGUGGCCACUUUUUUAAGUGAUUUUUAAACCUGAACAUGCAAGUCAACAAACAUGCAAGUAUUCCUCCAGGAGUUGCUUGGUAAUUCCUCCAGGAGUUCCUUCCAGAAAUUCCUUCAGGAGUCGCAUGGGAAUGCCUUCAGGAGUUCCUGGGGAAUACUUCCAGAAGUUCCU
Molecule: messenger RNA, 1453 nt
Organism: Aedes albopictus (Asian tiger mosquito)
Lineage: Eukaryota; Metazoa; Arthropoda; Insecta; Diptera; Culicidae
Exons: 2
Coding region: 196-978 (260 amino acids)
Source: RefSeq, a predicted model, not a curated record